GCUGGUCCGGCGCCCGCGCGCCCCCGGCGGCCCCCAGUGCGCAGGCGCGGCCGCAUUCCCGGCAGUGACGCGGCGGCGGGCGCGCGCGGCGCAUUUCCGCCUCGGCGAAUGGCCCGGCUGUAGCGCGCGCCCGGGCCCAGCUGCGACCCCGGCCCCGGCCCCGCCCCCGGGACCCCGGCCAUGGACCGCGAGGACCUGUUCCCCCUCAUCUUCCCGUCGGAGCCCGCGCCCGCCCCCGGGCCCUACGUGGAGGUCAUCGAGCAGCCCAAGCAGCGCGGGAUGCGCUUCCGCUACAAGUGCGAGGGCCGCUCGGCCGGCAGCAUCCCGGGCGAGAGGAGCACGGACACCACCAAGACCCACCCCACCAUCAAGAUCAAUGGCUACACCGGCCCGGGGACAGUCCGCAUCUCCCUGGUCACCAAGGACCCCCCUCACCGGCCUCACCCCCACGAGCUGGUGGGGAAAGACUGUCGCGAUGGCUUCUACGAGGCCGAGCUCUGCCCCGACCGCUGCAUCCACAGCUUCCAGAACCUGGGCAUCCAGUGCGUGAAGAAGCGGGACCUGGAGCAGGCCAUCAGCCAGCGCAUCCAGACCAACAACAACCCCUUCCAAGUCCCUGUAGAGGAGCAGCGGGGAGACUACGACCUGAACGCCGUGCGGCUCUGCUUCCAGGUGACGGUGCGGGACCUGGCAGGCAGGCCCCUCCGCCUGCCCCCCGUCCUCUCUCACCCCAUCUUUGACAACCGUGCGCCCAACACUGCAGAGCUCAAGAUCUGCCGAGUGAACCGCAAUUCGGGCAGCUGCCUGGGCGGGGACGAGAUCUUCCUGCUGUGUGACAAGGUGCAGAAAGAGGACAUCGAGGUCUACUUCACGGGGCCGGGCUGGGAGGCCCGUGGCUCCUUCUCGCAGGCGGACGUACAUCGGCAGGUGGCCAUCGUGUUCCGGACGCCGCCCUACGCCGACCCCAGCCUGCAGGCCCCCGUGCGUGUGUCCAUGCAGCUGCGGCGGCCCUCGGACCGCGAGCUCAGCGAGCCCAUGGAGUUCCAGUACCUGCCCGACACAGAUGACCGCCACCGGAUUGAGGAGAAGCGCAAGAGGACCUACGAGACCUUCAAGAGCAUCAUGAAGAAGAGCCCGUUCAGCGGGCCCACCGACCCUCGGCCUCCCAGCCGCCGCAUUGCCGUGCCCACCCGCAGCGCCCCUUCCGUCCCCAAGCCAGCACCCCAGCCCUACCCCUUCACACCCUCCCUCAGCACCAUCAACUUCGAGGAGUUUAACCCCAUGGUGUAUAUGGGGCAGGUCUCAAGCCAGCCCCAGGCCUUGGCCCCGUCCCCCGCCCCCGCCCCGGCCCAGACCCCGGCCCCUACACUAGCCAUGGCGCCUCUGGCGCAGGCCCCAGCCCCUGGCCCCGUCCUAGCCCCGGGCCUCACGCAGGCCGGGCCCUCGCCCGCCCCGAAGCUCGGCCAGGCUGGGGAAGGGACGCUGAGUGAGGCCCUGCUGCAGCUGCAGUUUGACGCCGACGAGGACCUGGGGGCCCUGCUUGGCGGCAACCCUGACCCCACUGUGUUCACCGACCUGUCCUCCGUUGACAACUCCGAGUUCCAGCAGCUGCUGAACCAGGGCGUCUCCAUAGCCCCCAGCACCUCGGAGCCCAUGCUGAUGGAGUACCCUGAGGCGAUCACUCGCCUGAUGACGGGGUCCCAGAGGCCCCCCGACCCAGCUCCUGCCCCCCUGGGCACCCCCGGGCUGCCCAAUGGCCUCCUGACGGGGGACGAAGACUUCUCUUCCAUCGCUGACAUGGACUUCUCAGCUCUCCUGAGUCAGAUCAGCUCCUAAGGGGCUGGCCCCUGCCCUGCCCAGAGCACCAGCUUCCAGGGGCUCAAAGCCCCCCAAAGUGAGCACUUAGGGGUGCUGGGGGCAAAGCUCCAGCCAGUUCCACCGACUUGGGUAAUGGCGCCCUUGGGUUUCAUUGUAUUUUACUAUUGGCAGUUCUCUCUUUCUCUCUCUCUCUUUUUGGAGGUGCUUAAGUAGAAGCAUUAACUUCUCUGGAAAGGGGGGAGCCAGAAGGACUCAGUCAUUCUUCCCUUGUCCUGAUGCUCAGUUCCUGUCUCUGUAGGGAUCUGGGGGCCCUGUCCCCACCUUCCAGCUCCUUGCGCUCUCCUAGAGAGGACAGGAAGGAGCUGUGGCCUCUGAGGCCGCCCAGCCUUACUUCCAAGCGUCUUCCUAAGUUCAGGGGUUCAUUUGCACCACCGCACAGUCAGCCCGGCUCCCCGCCCUCUGCGGCACCAGCAUCUGAGGGGCUGGCCUUCCUGUCCCGCCAGCCGGCUCCUUGCUCAGCCGCGACAGAGCAGAACUCGAGGGCCGGACAGAGGACUUGUGACCAGAGACACGUCUGCCCCCCUUUCCUCAAGUGCCUUAAGAGCGGGGCGAGUUGGUUGGAGAGCAGGGGGUGGGAUGGGCAGGCCGCUCUCCAGCCAGGAUUUUACUAAAGAACCAAAGCAGUUGGACUUGCUCUUUCCAUUCUAAACUAAUAAACUCGUUGCCAAGCUGC
This is a messenger RNA of Erinaceus europaeus (western European hedgehog), 2551 nucleotides long. RefSeq names its product RELA proto-oncogene, NF-kB subunit (gene RELA). The record is from RefSeq and is a predicted model, not a curated record. Bases 181 to 1836 code for a protein of 551 amino acids. Gene Ontology annotation, molecular function: DNA-binding transcription factor activity, RNA polymerase II-specific; RNA polymerase II cis-regulatory region sequence-specific DNA binding. The transcript has 11 exons. Gene Ontology annotation, cellular component: cytoplasm. NCBI's taxonomy places the organism in Eukaryota, Metazoa, Chordata, Mammalia, Eulipotyphla, Erinaceidae. Gene Ontology annotation, biological process: inflammatory response; regulation of transcription by RNA polymerase II; canonical NF-kappaB signal transduction.